GUGGGGGAUUUCAUAGGACGGCGCUAUAAAUGUAGAAAGGAAGGAGCGGGUCAAUCCACCGGCAAGCAAACAAAUCAGACCAGCAACGAUAGUGAAAUCGCCGAAGAAGACCAAACCCAGAUUCGGAACCCAAAUUACAUUUUAUGUUUUAUUUGUCUGACUGUUAAAAGCCGUGCGUACUGUGUCCGUAUCUUGGUCCCUUUUUCAUUUAUUCUUAAAAAAGUUCAGUCGGUUUUAACUUACAGAAAGUACUUUCCUUUUAUAAAAAAUAAUUUAUCACCGCUAUGUACACCGCUUUCUUCUCUUCUUGUCCAAAUUUCCUAGCAGCCUAUAGCAGUUAGUAGAUGCCAAGAAGCUCUCUUACAUUCUUUAUUUUUUCUUUAUUUCUGCAAUACAUUUGCGUCUCUGUGAUCUUCUCAACUUGAUAGAAGAAGCUAGAAAGUCUUCUUGUUGGAGAUGGAUGGACGGUGGGGAUUCAAGCGGUUCAAGUUCAGGAUGAUGGUGAUGAUGAUGUUAAUGCUGGUUUUAUCACUGUUUGAUCAGAAUAUGAGCUUUUCCUUGUCUUUGAAUAGUGAAGGUUUGGCUUUGUUGAGGCUCAGAGAUAGGGUGGUGAGCGACCCUUUUGGUGCUUUAUCAAACUGGAAGGAAAAUGAUGGAGAGAUUGAUCCGUGUUCUUGGUUCGGGGUCGAGUGCUCCGAUGGAAAAGUAAUCUCUUUAAAUCUGAAAGAUCUUUGCCUUGUUGGGACCUUGGGACCCGAAGUUGGGAAGCUGGGGUAUUUAAAAUCUAUUAUAUUGCGCAACAAUUCUUUCUCUGGAAACAUUCCUGAGGAAAUUGGGGAAUUGAAGGAGCUGGAGGUGUUGGAUUUUGGAUACAAUAACUUUAGUGGACCAUUUCCAUCUCAUUUUGGCGAUAAUCUUUCCCUGACAACACUUUUGCUCGACAACAAUGAGUUUCUUGGCAGCAUGUCACCUGAAUUAUAUGAGGUUAAGAUGCUUUCUGAAUUUCAAGAAGACGAGAAUCAGCUAACCAAUGCUGCUACUAGGCCGUCCUGUAAAAGCGGAGGUUUUCCAUGGAACAUUGCCCAGCCAGGAGAUGUAGCUCACAGGAGGCGGCUGCAGCAGGUGGUAGAUCCCUCAAAUGCACUCAAAUCCAAUGAAAGAGUUUCUCAACUGUCAUCAUCGCCUUCACUUGCACCUAAUCAUCUAUCUUCACCGUCAGAAUCCCCAUUUUCACCUUCAUCAUCACCGUUGUCUCCAUCUCUAUCUCCAUUGGGUUCAACAUUUUUGUCUCCAUCAGCAUCCCCUUCCAGUAUCUUUUUAGCGCCUUCACCUUCACCUUCACCUACAUUAGCACCGACUCCAGGUUCACAACCUCCCGUAGAUCCACCAGUAUUUACCUCUGAACCACCACUUACACACAGUGUCCCAACCAAUUCCCCUGCUUCAACUCCAAACCUAAUAGAAGAUGAGAGUGCUCACUCAAAACAUCAUAUGAUUCUAAUUUUGGUUGGAAGUAUCGGGGGUUCCUUGUUUGUGUUGAUUUCGGUCCUGAGCAUUUUCCUCUUCCGAAGAAGUAAGGUGGUUACUGUCAAACCUUGGGCCACAGGAUUAAGUGGGCAGCUGCAGAAGGCAUUUGUAACUGGUGUACCACAGCUCAAGCGAUCAGAACUUGAAGCCGCUUGUGAGGAUUUCAGCAAUAUAAUUGGCACCUUUUCUGAUGGCACCGUUUAUAAGGGGACUUUAUCAAGUGGGGUUGAAAUAGCUUUGACAUCGACUGCAGUUGCAUCUCGUGAAGACUGGUCAAAGAAUUUAGAAACACAAUUUAGAAAGAAGAUAGAAACAUUGUCUAAAGUGAACCACAAGAAUUUGGUGAACCUUAUCGGCUAUUGUGAAGAAAAUGUGCCUUUCACAAGAAUGAUGGUUUUCGAGUAUGCUCCUAAUGGAACACUCUUUGAGCAUCUACAUAUACAAGAGGCCGAGCACUUGGACAGGGGAAUGCGACUGAGAAUAGCCAUGGGAAUAGCAUACUGCCUUGAGCACAUGCAUCAGCAAAAUCCUCCUAUAGCCCAUAGAAACCUGAAGUCUUGCUCUGUAUAUCUGACUGAAGACUAUGCUGCCAAAAUAUCUGAUUUCAGCCUCUUGAAUAAUGCCACUGCAGCCAAGGUGGAAUCAGCUACCAAGGAGCUCUUACAAUCCCCGUCAGCAGAUGCAGAGAGCAAUGUUUACAGCUUUGGCGUAAUAUUGUUUGAAAUGAUAACAGGUAGGAUCCCAUAUUCUGUAGGCAAUGCUUCUCUUGCAGACUGGGCAUCAGAUUAUUUGAAAAGGGACAAACCCUUGAAAGAAAUGGUGGAUCCAACUCUUAAAUUUUUCCAAGAAGAUGAACUAGAGAAGUUGUUUGAAGUGAUUAAAACUUGUGUUCAUCCCGAUCCAAAAGAAAGACCAACAAUGAAAGAAAUUGCAUCUAAGUUAAAAGAGAUCACAGCAAUAGAUCCUGAUGGGGCAACUCCAAAACUAUCCCCCCUUUGGUGGGCUGAGCUUGAAAUCUUGUCUGCUGAAGCAAGUUGAUCCAUGAAGUUGAAACGUUAAUAAAUUUGCGUACUCUUUUCCCUGUUUUUAUUGUUGGGCUCCGAGGCGGUGGAGUUGCGGGUAGAUUCUUCUUUCUCUAAUCUAAUACCUGGUAAGAGAAAUGAAUUGUUGUAUAUAAUUGAGACAGGAAGAGUUAUUGGGCCUUGGUUUGCUGCUCCUUCUCCAUACUUUUCGUUGUUUCUUACCUUUCCUUUUCCUCAUUUGUUCAUUCAUAUGCCAAAGCGGGUUGUAUACAUUCCAUUAAUGUAGCAACUUGCGAGAUGAAUAAAUGUUGAUUCUCUUCCCU
Molecule: messenger RNA, 2872 nt
Organism: Durio zibethinus
Lineage: Eukaryota; Viridiplantae; Streptophyta; Magnoliopsida; Malvales; Malvaceae
Product: inactive receptor-like serine/threonine-protein kinase At2g40270
Biological process (GO): protein phosphorylation
Molecular function (GO): protein kinase activity; ATP binding; protein binding
Source: RefSeq, a predicted model, not a curated record